AUGGCAGACGACAGAAAGCUGCCCAAUGUGCUCAUCACAGGCACGCCAGGCACGGGCAAGACGUCACAUGCCGCCACUCUCCUGGACGAGCUAGUCCAGAAGCAUGAGGGCUUCCGGCACAUCAAUGUAGGCGAAUUUGUCAAAGAGCACGGCUGCCACGAGGGAUGGAAUGAGGAAUGGCAGUCUUAUGACGUAGACGAGGACAAGCUGCUAGAUCAAUUGGAGGCAAUACAGACGCGAGGUGGCAUCAUCUUUGAUUGGCACACCUGUGAUGUCUUUCCCGAACGCUGGAUCGACCUCGUCGUCGUUCUGCGUUGCGAGCAUACCAAGCUAUGGGAACGUCUCGAAAAGAGGAAGUACUCGCUGGCAAAGAUACAGGAGAACAAUACAGCAGAGAUCAUGAUGACCGUACUAGAGGAAGCAAGAGCUGCAUACGCUGACGAGAUCGUUGUCGAGCUACAGAGCGACGGACCAGAAGAGAUGGAGAGCAACCCCAGCGUGAAGACUAGCGCCUCCAUCUGGGCCUUCACGUCAUUCGACAAGACUCAUUGCGCCGGUGUUGCAGCGAUAAUUGCAAUGUCAGAGCCUCUGACUCGACGGAUAGAUCAAUCUUUGUCCUCUAGCAACGACAUCGGCAGAAACUGUGCACGUGUACAGCUCCUUGAGCCUAUGCUGGGGCUUCUACACUCACGACAAUGCGCGCAACAAUCUGGCACCCUUCAGCUCGCUGAGGCGAUGCUCAGUUGCGUGAUCGAAUGGCCUCCAGAUGACGAUCUCGCUCCGGUCGCAAGCAAAGAUGGAUGUGCGCACACAUUCGCGCCGCUUUGA
Mixia osmundae IAM 14324 is the source of this 828-nucleotide messenger RNA. RefSeq lists its product as uncharacterized. Gene Ontology annotation, molecular function: AMP kinase activity; ATP hydrolysis activity; ATP binding. The coding region runs from base 1 to 828 and encodes 275 amino acids. NCBI's taxonomy places the organism in Eukaryota, Fungi, Basidiomycota, Mixiomycetes, Mixiales, Mixiaceae. Gene Ontology annotation, cellular component: nucleus; cytoplasm. The record is from RefSeq and is a predicted model, not a curated record. The transcript has 3 exons.